Molecule: messenger RNA, 774 nt
Organism: Phacochoerus africanus (Common warthog)
Lineage: Eukaryota; Metazoa; Chordata; Mammalia; Artiodactyla; Suidae
Product: doublesex- and mab-3-related transcription factor 3-like
Exons: 5
Coding region: 1-774 (257 amino acids)
Biological process (GO): regulation of DNA-templated transcription
Cellular component (GO): nucleus
Molecular function (GO): sequence-specific DNA binding
Source: RefSeq, a predicted model, not a curated record
AUGGAUCCCGAUGAAAUGCUUACUGUGCCCUGCUGCCCCCUUGACUCCACCACUGGACUCGAGACUGGAGCCCCAUGGGGGAUUGAAUUUGGUCCCAGAAGAGCCAUACGUCGCUGUGCCCGCUGCCACAACCACGGCAUUACUGGCCAAAUCAAGGACCAGGAGCACUUGUGCCUCUUCCAGGCCUGCGAGUGUCACAAGUGUGUCCUCUUCUCGGAACACUGCAGCAUCUUGCCUGCUGAGAGUGCCUUGAAGACAAUGCAGGAGCUGCACCUAAAGAGGCAACUGACUCAAGGACUGAUAAAGAGUGGGACCACCUCUCCCAAAGCUCACAGCCAUGUCAAGAAGUCAUCCAUUCAAACAGGAGUCCUCAGCAAGCUCCCAAGAUGCUCUGCUGAUCGGUCAGGCAUUGGAAUUUUUGUCUCUGUCCUGGACUCCAGCACCCUUGAAGAAGCAACUAACAAUUUCACUUUCCAGGAAGUCACAGAGGCCCCCUGCCCUGCCCAGCAGGCUCCUAAAACUUCUGACCAGGACUCAGAUUCUGCCUCCUUAGAGUGGCAGCGGAAGCUGGAAGCGGCUGAGGCUCUGCUGACUCUGAGAGAAUCCUCCCAGGCUCCUUCUGGGCCCACCCCCCUGCUCCAGCCCAGUGCUGCACCAGCCAAGCCCCUCAGUCUGACGCUUCAGGUGUCAGUAGACGGUCGUUCAGUGAAUCAUCGAUUGAUCGAGCUCUGUGCUCAACAAGCAAAUGUCCAGUACCCUGAUGUCAAGAAAUAA